AUGAGCAACAUUUACAUCCGGGAGCCUCCCACGAACGGGAAGGUUUUAUUGAUAACCACAGCUGGAGAUAUUGAUACAGAGUUGUGGUCAAAAGAAGCUCCUAAAUCCUGCAGAAAUUUCAUUCAGCUGUGUUUGGAAGCAUAUUAUGACAACACCAUAUUUCAUAGAGUUGUACCUGGUUUUAUAGUCCAAGGGGGAGAUCCUACUGGUACAGGGACUGGUGGAGAGUCUAUCUAUGGAGCCCUAUUCAAGGAUGAAUUCCACUCACGGUUGCUUUUUAAUCGGAAAGGUCUGGUUGCCAUGGCAAAUGCUGGUUCUCAUGAUAACGGUAGCCAGUUUUUCUUUACACUGGGUCGAGCAGAUGAACUUAACAAUAAGCACACCAUCUUUGGAAGGGUUACAGGGGAUACAGUAUAUAACAUGCUGCGACUGACAGAAGUAGACAUUGAUGGUGAAGAAAGACCACGUAAUCCACACAAAAUAAAAAGCUGUGAGGUUUUGUUUAAUCCUUUUGAUGACAUCAUUCCAAGAGAAAUAAAACGGCCAAAAAAAGAGAAACCAGAGGAGGAAGUAAAGAAAUUGAAACCCAAAGGCACAAAAAGUUUUAGUUUACUUUCAUUUGGGAAGGAAGCUGAGGAAGAAGAGGAGGAAGUAAAUCGAGUUAGUCAGGGUCCUAGGCUGUAA
Molecule: messenger RNA, 684 nt
Organism: Hippopotamus amphibius kiboko
Lineage: Eukaryota; Metazoa; Chordata; Mammalia; Artiodactyla; Hippopotamidae
Product: spliceosome-associated protein CWC27 homolog
Exons: 1
Coding region: 1-684 (227 amino acids)
Biological process (GO): protein folding; protein peptidyl-prolyl isomerization
Cellular component (GO): catalytic step 2 spliceosome
Molecular function (GO): peptidyl-prolyl cis-trans isomerase activity
Source: RefSeq, a predicted model, not a curated record